Hylaeus anthracinus is the source of this 1277-nucleotide messenger RNA. RefSeq lists its product as uncharacterized. The transcript has 3 exons. Gene Ontology annotation, biological process: lipid transport. The coding region runs from base 91 to 1047 and encodes 318 amino acids. The record is from RefSeq and is a predicted model, not a curated record. Gene Ontology annotation, molecular function: lipid carrier activity. NCBI's taxonomy places the organism in Eukaryota, Metazoa, Arthropoda, Insecta, Hymenoptera, Colletidae.
AGAGGUCAGUAGUGCAGUUUAGCCACGGUAUAAGAGCGGCCCCAACAUCGGUGACUCCGUUAAAGUAGUCGAACGUUGCACGGUGUCACCAUGAACAUAGUACUGCAGGUGGUACCAUUUUUCCUAGCGGCACGUGUGGAGGUGGAUCUCCCCUGGAUGUACGGGCCCGUGUACACGUUCGAGGUUCAAGUAAACUCGACGGGGAUCCCCGAGGGUGGCUACACCAGCGUUCGACUGAACAUGGCGUCGAAGCUUAUUUGCCAGCCGAAGAGCUACAACCACCACGUGCUCAGCUGCCAUUUCAGCGACUCGAAGGCGAACAGUUUCGUCACAGAGGUCCUCGAUCCAACCAUACCAGGGCAACCGACGAGUCCUGUGAGCCGGCAGACAGCCUACGAGAUGUACCCCGACCAAUUCGAGAUCAAGUUCACGGAGCAGGGUAUAGACAGCCUCGUCGUCAACGAGAACAUUCAACCAAGGGAACUGGACAUGAUUCGCGUGGUUGUCGAUCAGCUAAAUAUCGGAGCACUGACGGAUGACUACGCGGAUGCAUUCGAAGCGAUGGAGAACUAUACUCAGGGCGAAUGCCAGACUAUCUUCAGGAUCACCAGAAACGCCAUUCAUCGCGAGUUGGACGAGAAUCGAGAAUACGUUCUGGAAACUGUCUAUGGGCUGUCGGAGGAUCAGUUGCUGCAGAUCAGGAAGAUAAGGAAUCUGCAUAUGUGCUUGCAUAAUGUACCGUACUUCUUUGGUAGCGCGGAUACUACCAGGCGAUACAGGGAUGUUAUGUCCACUGCUAGCUCAUCCGAGAGUCACAUAGUGGUCACGUCCUCGGAGUUCAUGACUGGUACCAGAAACGUGGUGACUAUCAACAGAGUAUACGAAGGAACGACCCUCUACGAGAACAUAAACCUAAGGCUAUACUCUGUGGAGCAAGCAAGAGACUUGCCACCAGAAGUGAAGGAUCCCGAACCAACCAGUAUAUUCAUCGGAGGAUGGUCGAUGGAAAACUCGUACUACGGUGGUGAUUUCUCUAUGAUGUCCUAAUCGAGCCCACGGAAUUGCUUCAUCCUCAUCGCCAUAAAAAUUCAGCUAUUCGCAUCGACAGUGAUGGCAAAGGAAUCCGUGGAUGGAAACGAGACUCGUGGAGAUUGCUUUGGUAACACUGUUCCUGCGAAUAGGGUUACAACUGUAUUGUUAUACGAUCCUGUACAUAAUAAAGAGACUUUUCAUUUCUAUAAGAAAACGUUGUUUGGUUUGUUAUUCUCUUAAAGUGG